Messenger RNA from Adineta steineri, 2919 nucleotides. NCBI's taxonomy places the organism in Eukaryota, Metazoa, Rotifera, Eurotatoria, Adinetida, Adinetidae. The record is from the annotation of a GenBank genome assembly.
AUGAGCAAAGAAAAAUCAACAGCAAAUGCAUCUACAGUUACAAAAGGUGAAGAAGGUCGACGACGUACCAAUACUCAACAGAUGCAAAAUGUUCUUCUACUCUGGUUAGACAGUGAUAUUGACGAGACGAAUGACGAUUGCCAAAAUACAAUCACAAAAUUACGACAUAUUGUUAACUACAUCAAGACAUAUACAAAUGGUGAUCAGUAUCUUGGAUUCAUUCAAACAAUUGUCGACAAAAAGGUAUGUAUGAUCAUAUCUGGAUCACUUGGACAACAUAUUGUGCCUCGUGUGCACAAUAUGUCCCAAGUUGAUUCAAUAUUUGUCCUUUGUGACAACCAAACCCGUCACGAACAAUGGGCCAGAGAUUGGCCCAAAAUAAAGGGUGUCUUCACAGAUGUUACACCCAUCUGCGAAGCACUCAAGGAAGCUGUUCAUCAAUGUGAGCAGAAUGCCAUUCCCAUGAGUUUCGUGGGAGAAAAUAAAAGGUUGGAUCAAUUAGAUCCAUCUUUUAUGUACACUCAAAUCAUCAUAGAAAUUAUAUUAACAAUUAAAUUCGAAGAGAACCACAUCCAAGAUUACAUCGAUUACUGUUGCGAUGCUUAUAAAGGUGAUACAAAAGAAAUCGAAAACAUUAAAAAAUUGGAACGUGAAUAUCAUAACAAAACACCAAGUUAUUGGUAUACCUCUCAAGUGUUCUUGUACCCCAAGCUCAAUUGUGCAUUACGAUUGAUGGAUGGUGAUAUCAUCACACGCAUGGGUUUCUUCAUUGGUGAUCUACAUCGACACCUUGAACAACUGCACAAGGAACAAUAUGCUAAUACAACUGCUGCAAACACUUUCACCGUUUAUCGUGGUCAAGGUUUAUCUACAGGGGAUUUCGAACAAAUGAUGAAAAAUAGAGGUGGUCUUAUUUCAUUCAACAACUUCUUAUCUACCAGUAAAGAUCGUGAAGUUUCCAAUGCUUUUGCUGAAAGCAAUUCAACUAAUUCGGAUUUAUUUGGAAUACUUUUCGUUAUGAAAGUAGAUCCAUCUCAAUCAACAUCACCAUUUGCUUCCAUUACUGGAACUAGCAACUUCGACGAAGAAGAGGAAGUCUUAUUUUCGAUGCAUAGCGUUUUUCGUAUUCAGGACAUUCAACAGAUAGAUGGAAAUAAUCGUUUAUAUGAAGUCAACUUGGUACUGACUGCUGAUAGCGAUCCAGAAUUACACAGACUUACAGAUUACGUUCGACAAGAGAGUCAUCCAGGCGAUGGAGCAUGGUACAGAUUGGGUUUAGUACUGUUGAAAGUGGGUCAAUACGACAAAGCUGAAGAUAUUUAUCAUGUUUUACUUGAUCAAAAAACGGAUGAUAAAAGCAAGGCACCUAUUUAUGGUCAACUUGGUUUAAUCAAAAAUCAUCAAGGGAAAUAUGAAGACGCUCUUACAUUUCAUGAAAAAUCACUUGCUAUCUAUCAAAAAAUUGCUCCUCCCAAUCAUCCCGAGUUGGCUACUGCCUACGGUAAUAUUGGUACAGUGCAUGACAGCAUGGGUAAUUAUCCAAAAGCACUGUCAUUUUAUGAAAAAGCCCUUGAAAUCAAACAACAACGGCCACUUCCUCCCAAUCAUCCUGAUUUAGCAUCCUCCUACGGUAGUAUUGGUAGCGUGCAUGUCGAGCAGGGUAAUUAUCCAAAAGCACUGUCAUUUUAUGAAAAAGUCCUUGAAAUUCGACAGCAAUCACUUCCUCCCAAUCAUCCUGAUUUGGCUGCUUCCUACGAUCAUAUUGGUUUAGUGCAUGAUAAGAUGGGUAAUUAUCCAAAAGCACUUUCCUUUUAUGAAAAAGCCCUUGAAAUUCGACAACAAUCACUUCCUCCCAAUCAUCCUGAUUUGGCUGGUUCCUACAACAACAUUGGUUUAGUGCAUGACAAUAUGGGUAAUUAUCCGAAAGCACUUUCGUCUCAUGAAAAAGCUCUUGAAAUUCGACAACAAUCAUUUCAUCGCAAUCAUCCUGAUUUGGCUUCUUCCUACGGUAAUAUUGGUAACGUAUACACCAAGCAGGGUAAUUAUCCAAAAGCACUUUCUUCUUAUGAAAAAGUAUUUGAUAUUCAACAACAAUCACUUCCUCCCAAUCAUCCUGGUUUGGCUCUAUCCUACAACAACGUUGGUACAGUGCAUCACAACAUGGGUAAUUAUCCGAAAGCACUUUCGUCUCAUGAAAAAGCCAUUGAGAUUCAACACCAAUCACUUCCUCCCAAUCAUCCUGAUUUGGCUGCUUCCUACUGUAGUAUUGGUAACGUAUACACCAAGCUGGGUAAUUAUCCAAAAGCACUUUCUUAUUAUGGAAAAGCCAUUGAGAUUCAACACCAAUCACUUCCUCCCAAUCAUCCUGAUUUGGCUUCUUCCUACAACAAUAUUGGUACAGUGCAUGACAGCAUGGGUAAUUAUCCGAAAGCACUUUCAUGUCAUGAAAAAGUCCUUGAAAUUCGACAACAAUCACUUCCUCCCAAUCAUCCUGAUUUGGCACCUUCCUACCGUUAUAUUGGUAAUGUGCAUGUCAAUCAGGGUAAUUAUCCAAAAGCACUUUCCUUUUAUGAAAAAGUCCUUGAAAUUCAGCAACAAUCACUUCCUCCCAAUCAUCCCGAUUUGACUAUGUCCUACAACAACAUUGGCAAUAUGUAUGGCAGCAUGGGUAAUUAUCCAAAAGCACUUUCUUCUCAUGAAAGAGCCCUUGAAAUCAAACAACAAUCACUUCCUUCCAAUCAUCCUGAUUUGGCUUACUCCUACAGUAAUAUUGCGUUGGCGUAUAAAAACAUGGGUAAUUACUCAAAAGCUCGUACAUGUUAUGAACAUGCUAUACAAAUUGGAGAACAAUCAUUACCUUCAAAUCAUCAUCUUCUUCAAAUGUUUAAAAAUAAUCUCAAAGACGUACAAAACAGAUAA